AUGCCACAGUCCUCUUCAAGAAUUAAGAGGUGCCAUGCUGAAGAGGUGCAGUGUGAUGGAAGAAGCUUCCACAUAUGUUGUUUCCUGUGCAUGGUUUGCAGGAAAAAUUUAGACAGCACAACUAUGGCAAUUCAUGAUGAUGAGGUCUACUGCAAAUCCUGCUAUGGAAAGAAAUAUGGACCCAAAGGGUAUGGCUUUGGCCAAGGAACAGGCACACUUAACAUGGACAGAGGAGAAAGGCUGGGCAUCAAGUCUGAGAAUGUGCAGCCUCUCAGGCCCACAACAAAUCCAAAUACUUCCAAAUUUGCCCAGAAAUUUGGAGGAGCUGAGAAGUGUUCCAGAUGUGGUGAUUCGGUGUAUGCCGCAGAGAAAGUAAUGGGAGCAGGAAAGCCUUGGCACAAAAAUUGUUUCUGGUAUGCCAAGUGUGGAAAGAGCCUGGAGUCAACAACUCUGACAGAGAAAAAAGGAGAAAUCUAUUGCAAAGGUUGCUAUGCAAAGAACUUUGAACCAAAGGGUUUUGGUUUUGGCCAGGGAGCGGGAGCACUCAUCCAUGCACAGUAAAG
Dromiciops gliroides (monito del monte) is the source of this 563-nucleotide messenger RNA. Its product is annotated as cysteine and glycine-rich protein 2-like. Lineage: Eukaryota; Metazoa; Chordata; Mammalia; Microbiotheria; Microbiotheriidae. Bases 1 to 561 code for a protein of 186 amino acids. The record is from RefSeq and is a predicted model, not a curated record. Gene Ontology annotation, molecular function: actinin binding; structural constituent of muscle. Gene Ontology annotation, biological process: sarcomere organization; muscle tissue development. Gene Ontology annotation, cellular component: Z disc; nucleus; cytoplasm. The transcript has a single exon.